AUGACGUCUCCCAAGAGCAAGACGUCCCCGAAAGCCAUCAAGUUCCUCUUCGGAGGCUUGGCCGGGAUGGGCGCCACCGUGUUUGUGCAGCCCCUGGACCUGGUGAAAAACCGCAUGCAGCUGAGCGGUCAGGGCACCAAAGCCCGCGAGUACAAGACCAGUUUUCACGCACUGGCCUCUAUCUUGAAGAACGAGGGCAUCAGCGGGAUCUACACCGGCCUGUCUGCAGGUCUGCUGCGUCAGGCUACCUACACCACUACGCGUCUAGGCAUCUACACCAUUUUGUUCGAGAAGAUGACGUCAGCCGACGGACGCCCGCCAAACUUCUUCCUCAAGGCGCUGAUCGGGAUGACGGCUGGCGCAACGGGAGCGUUUGUUGGCACGCCGGCCGAGGUGGCGCUCAUCAGGAUGACGGCGGAUGGCCGACUUCCGGUGGAUCAGCGACGAGGCUACACCAACGUUUUUAACGCUCUGGCUCGGAUCAUGCGCGAGGAGGGCGUCACCACUCUCUGGAGGGGCUGCAUUCCCACCAUGGCAAGGGCUGUGGUGGUCAACGCCGCCCAGUUAGCAUCUUACUCGCAGUCCAAGCAGGCACUGCUAGACUCUGGCUACUUCGGCGACGACAUCCUGUGUCAUUUCUGCGCCAGUAUGAUCAGCGGCCUGGUCACCACGGCGGCGUCCAUGCCGGUUGACAUCGUCAAGACCAGGAUUCAAAACAUGAGGAUGAUUGACGGCAAACCCGAGUACAAGAACGGUCUGGAGGUGCUGGUGCGCGUGGUGGGAAAAGAGGGCUUCUUCUCGCUGUGGAAAGGCUUCACGCCGUACUACGCUCGCCUCGGACCGCACACCGUGCUCACCUUCAUCUUCCUGGAGCAGAUGAACCGCCUGUACAAGACCUACGUGCUCGACCGCUAA
This is a messenger RNA of Nerophis lumbriciformis (worm pipefish), 915 nucleotides long. NCBI's taxonomy places the organism in Eukaryota, Metazoa, Chordata, Actinopteri, Syngnathiformes, Syngnathidae. The record is from RefSeq and is a predicted model, not a curated record.